Molecule: messenger RNA, 6352 nt
Organism: Mastomys coucha (southern multimammate mouse)
Lineage: Eukaryota; Metazoa; Chordata; Mammalia; Rodentia; Muridae
Gene: Six4
Product: SIX homeobox 4
Exons: 3
Coding region: 45-2372 (775 amino acids)
Biological process (GO): regulation of transcription by RNA polymerase II
Cellular component (GO): transcription regulator complex; nucleus
Molecular function (GO): DNA-binding transcription factor activity, RNA polymerase II-specific; RNA polymerase II cis-regulatory region sequence-specific DNA binding
Source: RefSeq, a predicted model, not a curated record
AGAGUGCGAGGGAGUGAGGGAGGGAGGAAAAUAAACAACAAAAAAUGUCCUCUUCCUCCCCCACCGGGCAGAUUGCAAGUGCGGCAGACAUCAAGCAGGAGAAUGGGAUGGAAAGCGCCUCGGAAGGACAGGAGGCGCACCGAGAAGUGGCGGGGGGCGCGGCGGCUGGGCUGAGCCCCCCGGCUCCAGCUCCUUUCCCCCUGGAGCCGGGGGACGCCGCGGCUGCCUCCAGGGUAAGCCGGGAGGAAGGGGCAGCGGCGGCCGGAGCGGCAGAUCAGGUACAACUCCACUCGGAACUUCUGGGCAGGCACCAGCACGCAGCCGCCGCGCAGCCCCCGCUGGCCUUCUCGCCGGACCAUGUCGCCUGCGUGUGCGAGGCAUUGCAGCAGGGGGGCAACCUGGACCGCCUGGCCCGGUUCCUCUGGUCCCUGCCCCAGAGCGACCUGCUACGUGGCAACGAGAGCCUGCUGAAGGCGCGAGCGCUCGUGGCCUUCCACCAGGGCAUCUACCCUGAGUUGUACAGCAUCCUCGAGAGCCACAGCUUCGAGUCGGCCAACCAUCCGCUGCUGCAGCAGCUCUGGUACAAGGCGCGCUACACCGAGGCCGAGCGAGCGCGCGGCCGGCCGCUGGGCGCCGUGGACAAGUACCGGCUGCGCAGGAAAUUCCCCUUGCCCCGCACCAUCUGGGACGGCGAGGAGACGGUGUAUUGUUUCAAGGAGAAGUCGCGCAACGCGCUCAAAGAGCUCUACAAGCAGAAUCGCUACCCCUCGCCGGCCGAGAAGCGGCACCUGGCCAAGAUCACCGGCCUCUCCCUCACCCAGGUCAGCAACUGGUUCAAGAACCGGCGGCAGCGUGACCGAAACCCCUCGGAGACCCAGUCCAAAAGCGAAUCAGAUGGCAACCCCAGCACUGAAGAUGAAUCCAGCAAGGGACAUGAGGAUUUGUCGCCUCACCCACUUUCGGGUGCAUCUGAUGGCGUCACCAACCUCAGCCUCUCUAGCCACAUGGAGCCAGUAUAUAUGCAACAAAUUGGAAAUGCUAAGAUAUCAUUAAGCUCGUCUGGAGUUUUGUUGAAUGGAAGCUUAGUACCUACAAGUACUUCACCUGUCUUCCUUAAUGGCAACUCUUUUAUUCAGGGACACAAUGGAGUUAUCCUUAAUGGACUGAAUGUGGGAAAUACACAGACAGUGUCACUGAACCCACCCAAAAUGUCUUCAAACAUUGUGGGCAAUGGCAUAGCCAUGACAGACAUCCUGGGAUCUACCUCCCAGGAUGUGAAAGAAUUCAAAGUCCUCCAGAGCUCUUCUGUAAACUCAGCAGCCACCACCUCCUACAGCCCUAGUGCCCCUGUGUCAUUCCCAGGGCUGAUCCCCUGCACUGAAGUGAAAAGAGAAGGUGUUCAGACAGUGGCCUCCCAGGAUGGCGGCUCUGUGGUGACCUUUACUACACCAGUACAAAUUAACCAGUAUGGCAUUGUCCAGAUCCCUAAUUCUGGAGCGAACGGCCAGUUCCUUAAUGGGAGCAUUGGAUUCUCUCCACUGCAGCUGCCUCCUGUCUCAGUAGCAGCUUCACAAGGUAAUAUUUCAGUCACCCCAAGCACUUCAGAUGGAAGCACAUUUACAAGUGAGCCAGCCACAGUCCAGCAUGGUAAACUUUUCCUGAGCCCUCUUACCCCCAGUGCUGUGGUAUACACUGUUCCUAAUUCAGGCCAGACUGUAGGAGCUGUGAAACAAGAAGGCUUAGAAAGAGGCCUGGUCUUUUCUCAGUUGAUGCCUGUCAAUCACAAUGCACAAGUCAAUGCAAGCCUGUCUUCGGAAAAUCUCUCUGGGAGUGGCCUCCAUCCACUGACCUCUCCGCUGGUUAAUGUGUCCGCCGCCCACGGUUUUCCCCUGACCCCCCCUACACUACUUAAUCCCGCUGAGCUAAACCCUGACCUUGCCGAGAGCCAGCCAGUGCCUGCACCUGUGGCAAGCAAAUGCACUGGGUCAUCUGUCAGCAACACUAACUAUGCAACCCUUCAGAACUGCUCCCUUAUUCCUGGUCAAGACCUAUUGUCCGGCCCGAUGACCCAAGCUGCCCUGGGCGAGAUCGUUCCCACUGCUGAAGAUCAGGUGAGUCACGCCUCGUCAGCCGUCCAUCAGGAUUUUGUCAGAGAACAGCGCUUGGUUCUGCAGUCCGUAGCCACCAUAAAAGAGAAUUUCUUACAAAAUUCUGAGAACAAAGCAACAAACAACUUAAUGAUGUUGGACUCGAAGUCCAAGUACGUCCUGGACGGCAUGGUUGAAACCGGCUGUGAAGACCUGGGAGUGGACAAAAAAGAGCUGGCCAAGCUCCAAACCGUCCAGUUGGAUGAAGAUAUGCAAGACUUAUAAGCCUGAUUCACUCCACACGUCCCCCACCCCCCGCCCCCCUUUCUCUGCUUUAACAGGAGCAAAUCCUUUUCUUUGUGAAGCCCGGAAGAUGGAUAGCUUCUACUCAUUUAGAGGAAAACACUGUACUUCUGCAAGCAAGUGCAUUUGGGUUGGGCUGCAUGAAGAGUGUAGUUACAUAUACGGGAGUGGAACUGCAUUGCCGAAGCCUUUCUGGUUACAUCAUGCUCGCUUUGAAAUGGAUGGGGGCGAGGUAACUAGUGAAUGCACCAAACCACCAUCUAUCAUUUAGUCAGCAGUAUAACAUCUACAGGCAAAAUGGAACGUGACAGUAUUUCAGAUUUAAAAUGUAUACAGCUAACUUAGACAAUUAAGUAAUAGCUCCAGGCUGUUGGAAGCAAUGCAGUUGGGUUUUUGUUUGUUUGUUUACUUUUACUCCAUGGGCAUUGAGAUGGUUAAGAAACAAUGAUACUCUAGACUAUCAUAAGAGUAUAUUUUUCAAAUGAUGUAGCGCUUGUAUGUGUGUGUAUGUGUGUGUAUGUGUGUGUGUAUACAUACACACAUUCAUCGUUUUCAGCAUUUUAGGGAAAGGCUUGGUUUUUAAGUCUCUACGUGUUUCCAAAUGUGAUUGCUAAUAGUCAAAUGUGGCAGAGAAAGUUUGAGAUGCUACUAAACUCUGACACUACUUGGGUACGAAUGUAAAUACAGGUCUCUAAGCAAGAUCUGAGGAAGUACAGUGAGUUUUUAUUUAUACCGUGUAUGUCUCUCUUCAGGCUCUGUGAACUGAAAAGAAAAAUGUCUUCUUACUGUUUAAUUUAUAUUUAUUGUUUGAGCAGGAGUAGGGCAUCUUUGUUUUCAACCAAGUUUAUUUGGUUUUUUUUUUUUUUUUUUGUAAUUUUUAUCAAGAGUCUAUUGAGGUCAAUGUUAACACUGAAACAGGAACUGUUAACCCCCAGGACUGGAACUUUGUUACUUCUCGUUGCAUCCUUCUUACUUUAGCAACUUUGAUUCAUUUAAAUCUAUUUUCUAUAGACUCCUAUGUGCCUUUUUACCUUGUGGCCUUUUUAUUCCUAGUAAGGUACAGAGCGUCAACAGCAAUGUUGAUGGUUCUUUUGUACCAUCAAACAGGGUUAAGUUUACCAUAGAAUCGCUUUAUGCAAGACUUCCAUUUCACUGACUAUCAUGUGUAAGGUUUGUCAUGCAAAUGGAUAGACAGAUAUUGUUGAUGCUUUUCAUUACAAUGAAAGUAAAAAAUUAUAGAAGACCAUGAAACAGCAAUUCUGCAGGCUAUAAAAACAACCAUUUUUGUUCUGUUUUGGCUUUAGUUUUUUUAAGACAGGGUUUUCCUGUUUAACAGAGAAACUGUUACUGGCUGCCGUGGAACUCACUUUGUAGACCAGGCUGCCCUUUAACUCACAAAUAUCCACCUGCCGCUGCCUCCCAAGUGCUGGAAUUCAAGGUGUAGGCCACCACUACCCAGGUUGAAAACAACCAUUUUAGAGUAAACAAAAUAUAUGUAAAUUGUACUAAUCAAAAUCUAUCCAUUAAAGCUUCACUCCCAGUGUUUUGAGUUGGUCGUAUACUGUAACACUUGACUGCUGUCUGUCCUAUGUAAUCAAGCAAAUCCUUCUGGUUUCUGUAGGAAACUCUGUUUAAAAGCUUUAGAAGGACUCUGCAUCCACAAUAUGACAAUGUAAUGUCUUCAUGCCGUUAGUCCAGGACACCUCUGAUUUCAAAAAGAAGGCAAUCUUUUCUAAGGUGACUUCUCAGUUGCUAAGCAUAAAGAUAGUACCAUGCCUUGUUUUCUUUAAGAUGGUGGAAGGUACUGCUUGGUUUCUUUUUUGUUUGUUUGUUUUCAAGACAGGGUUUCUCUGUAUAGCCCUGGCUGUCCUGGAACUCUCUCAGUAGACCAGGCUGGCCUCGAACUCAGAAAUCCGCCUGCCUCUGCCUCCCAAGUGCUGGGAUUAAAGGCAUGCGCCACCAUGGGCCGGCUUGGUUUCUAACUUACAUGCUCAUCAGUUGAGCCUGCCCAAGGAUCACUGAGGAGUUAGCAUUUGUUGUUACUACAAAGGGAACUUUCAGUCAAGAUAAAGAGCCCUGUGAAGAAUUCUGUGCCCAUCAUUUUGAUAAAGAUUCUAAAUCCCAUUUUUGUGAAAUUGGUGAAUGUCCCUCAAUUGCUGAAAAUAUGCAUUGGGCCAGAGGUUGGUUGGUUGGUUGGUUGGGAAGUUUUUGUUUUGUCUUCACAAAGCUCGUUGCUUCAGUGUGGUUUUCCACUCUGACACGUCUUACACAGCUUGGUUGUCCCCAUCUCCCUCCCAGUUAUGUACUGAUCAUAUUAAUGUGAUUAGCAUCCUGGUCUUGUAGUAUAGUUUACAUAAAAAUGAUAUUUUUCACUAGAUUGCUGCAAAUAUCAAGACAUCCUUAUUUUUUAAUAUCUGCCUGGUAAGGGAAGUGGGAAAGUCAAAAUAUUAUAUAAGGUGGGUGUGUGUGGGUGUCUGCGUGUGUGUGAUGGAAAAUUUCCAUAUAUCUGACAAAAAUAUCUUUUUUAUUCCGAGUUCUUCCUCUCUUUCCUCUUUAUUAGAAAGAAAAGAUAGCACAAAACUAAGUACUUACCUAGGAAAUGUAUUCAUAUUCCAACAUGAUGAGCUUCUAGCCCUACAAACACCCCAGGUAGCUAUACAAUCCACCAGGUAAGAAUCAGUGCACAUUAUAAGAACUUACUGUUCUUUUCUAUCUUUCAGUAAAAUAAGGGCCAGUUGAGAUGCAGCCCAUGUAUGUGUAGAUGGAAUAUGGUAAACCCCAUGAUCUCCUUGCACAGAAUUGCAAAUGACUUUUUUCCCCAACACCAAGGGCCAGCCUCAGAGUCCUUGGAGUUCAUGUGGCAGAAUAUCCUUCUUACAUAAACUAAUGCUUGAAGAUGCUGCAAAGGACCCUCUAGUGAUUCCCCUUGAGGAAUCAGAAUAGAGGUAAUUAACUCCCUUUAAACCCAACCCCUGCUGCUGGCUGUGAGAUUUUCUGGUGCCAGCCUAUCUAUGCACUCUAUAGCCAGAAUUGGCAUUCAGCUCUUAGUUACAUCUAGUAGAGAGGAUGGUCUAGCAUUCAAAGGAGGUUCAUUUCACCCCCCUCAAACAAACAAAAGCACCUGUGUUGUACUGCGUAAAUAUCUUGUGUAGAUUUAUAGUGAAGACUUAAUACAUGUUCUGGUGCCUUUCUUGUGUUGUGAAAGGCAAGUAGAUGUUGUAGCCAUAGGUCUUUUUUUAAAAUCCAUAGUUGAAUGGCACAUUGACCUUAACUCUCUGUAUGUACCCCUGUUAUUCUGCAUGUUAAAGCUGGAAUUAUUGGGCGUGUAUGGCAGACUACCCUGCUACAUCCUCAAUAUGUGAACAUUAGUGCAUAAACUUGAGUCCUUCUUUCUCAAAUGUUUUUUGACAGAUCAUCUCAUAAAAAUAAUUCAGGAAAUCUGUGGGAAGGUAAUUAUGUUUUACAAGAGCCGUUUCAAAGUCUUCCUAAAACUUGGAUGAAAGAACCUAAUGGUUCUUUUGUGUCUAAUCGAGGCAUUUCAAUUUAAUUAGAUAUUACCACCAUUUGUUUUAUUAAUCCAAAUCAUAUCGCAUGUGACUCUUUGGGCUUUCAGGGUUUCUCGAAAAAAAAAUGUAUAAUUUUGUUGCAUGUACUGUAUGUUCAGAUGCAAUCAGUUGUAUACUCAAUAUGGUUUUACUGUGCCUUACCUGAAGAGAAACUCUAUACAGAAUGUAUGACAUGGGGCGGAGAACAGAGCCUCUACUGCACUGUUAGGUGAUAGCACACAGCAUGGCCCAGAACAUUUCUGUGCUUAAUUACCCAACCAAAGAGAUCUAAAGUCUGUAUGUUGUACUGUAAUGGGGGUUAUGCCUGGACAAUUUAAGUGUUUUAUUUGUUUUCUGAAAUGAUGUGAACUUAUUUUUCUAAACACUAUGCUAAAUAAACUUUAUAUUUAUACAUAA